Molecule: messenger RNA, 810 nt
Organism: Sitodiplosis mosellana (orange wheat blossom midge)
Lineage: Eukaryota; Metazoa; Arthropoda; Insecta; Diptera; Cecidomyiidae
Exons: 3
Coding region: 382-810 (142 amino acids)
Source: RefSeq, a predicted model, not a curated record
GGUAUUCCAGCGCUUGCUUGAAUGUGAUACAUUUUUUUACAUCCAAUUUCUUCGAAAAUCAAAUAAAUCCUAAAACAAAAUGUAUUGUCAAAUGAAUGGAUGAUAUAAAAGCGAGAAAGAAAUAAUUUAAAAAUAUUAAAUUUGUGCUGCGAAAACGUAAAAAACAUUUCAAAUAUCGACGAUUUGAAAACGCCGUUUGAGCACAACCAUUGAACGCAUCCAUCGGUCUGUCAUUGAAAUUUCAUUGGAACUGUCACUUUCGUCUAGCAUUUUUAUGCCAGAUUACCGCCAACCGUUCACGAAAUAACAACUGAAAUCGAAUGCAAUCGGUGUGAAUAAAAUCGCUGUGCACUGACAGAAACAUUGGUCAAUUUGGUCAAAAUGGUAACUCCCGGCGUAGAUGCUUGUGCAUAUUGCAAAACUACCCAAAAUUUGGACAGAUUGAACAACAAUGAGUUGCUAGAGAUGAUGAGACAGCACAAGCCGGACUACGGUCGAACCACAAGAUUCUGUGGUAAUUGCAAAAGCCGUGCACUUGCCAAACUGAAUCGACGAAAACUAAAUGCGGCCAUCGCUGCAAAGAAAGCAACACGAAGCGCUGGAGAACAGACGACAUCAUCAUAUUCAAAUGCAUCGCGUCCAUUCUUGAGUAAUUCAUCGAGCAGUGGAUCGACAAGCAAACGACGUCGUGAAGAAGCUGGCCCAAGUCGAAAUGUUGCUAAGCGUACGGUGGCCCACCAGCUCGACGUGAUAAUGACGACGAUGACGACGAUGACGAUGAUGACGACGACGAUGGCAACAAUGCAAUGA